AUGGGGGAUAAGUUCGAGUUGCUGAAGACACCUGCCAAUAGGAGAGCUGCGCGUAAUAAGAACAAGAAUGAGAAACUACGCUUACGCGUGAUCUUCUUGGACGACAGUGAGAGAUCUUUCGAGGUGGAGAGAAAGAUCCUGGGUUCUGAUUUCUUCAAUAAGGUGUGUGGUCAUCUAAAGCUGCUAGAGAAAGAGUACUUUGGCCUGGAGUUCCGUCACCAUACUGGCAGCUUUGUCUGGCUUGAACUCCUUAAACCAGUGGCCAAACAGAUUAAGAAUACCAGUGAGGUAGCGUUCCAUUUUGUUGUGAAGUUUUUUCUUCCUGAUCCAGGACAACUGCAGAGAGGCUUAACCAGGUAUCUGUUUGCACUUCAGAUCAAACAGGAUCUGUCAAAUGGCAGCCUCACCUGUAAUGACAACAGCGCUGCCCUGCUCGUCUCUUAUAUACUGCAAGCAGAAAUUGGUGAUUAUGAUGAGGAGUUGGAUGCUCAUCAUCUUGAAAAUAAGCAGUAUGUGCCAAACCAGGAAUAUCUGGACCACAAAAUCAUUCGCUUUCAUAAAAAACACAGAGGUCACACUCCUGCCGAAUCAGAUGUGCAUUUGCUGGAGGUUGCCCGGAAAAUGGACAUGUAUGGGAUCCGCCCGCACCCUGCCCAUGAUGGAGAAGCCAUGAGAAUCAACCUCGCUGUCACACAUAUGGGUGUGCUUGUCUUUCAGGGAAACACAAAGAUCAAUACCUUCAGCUGGGCCAAGAUCCGUAAACUGAGCUUCAAGAGGAAACAUUUCCUGAUCAAACUCCACACUGAGACUGGGCCUUCGAGGAGGGACACCGUUGAGUUUUCCAUGGCCAGCAGAGAUGUGUGUAAGGCAUUCUGGAAGAUGUGUGUGGAGUACCAUGCCUUCUUCAGACUGGCUGAGGAGCCCAAGUCACAUCAAAAGUCCCUUCUCUCCAGCAAAGGAUCCAGUUUCAGAUACAGCGGCAGGACACAGAAGCAACUUUUUGAGUGUGUGGGCUCUGGAGAAAAGAAACAUUUGCCUUUUGAAAGAAGUCGUUGUAAGUCUGAAUAUGACGCUCGACAAUGCAGAUCCUCUCCUGACAUACUCACCGACGUCUCUAAGCAGCUUUACGAGCAGUCCCAUCUACCUCCUGACUCAACCGUUUCUGAGCAACACAACGAACAGUCAGGCAUACCAAAACGUAGCACAUCGGCUGUGGAAGUCAUGUUCACUAAUGAGCUGGAACGAUCCAGACACUUGUCAAGAAAUCCUGCCUUCUCAAGCAACUCUGCUUCUCCUAAGCUUCGCUCGCUGUCCACAUCUGGAGCGGAGCAUCGUGGUAGAGGAGCUCAGAGACAAAAGACAAAAAGACGGUUGUCUCCAAGCACCCAGCAUCUUGUGCUCCUAUAUCCCAACACGCCCCAUCUGCAGUUCCACCCAGUUCUGCCCACCUUCCCACUCGCAACUCACCCGUACCUACUUCAAGACCACACGUCCUCAUCCCUAGACUGCCUCCCUCAAGCCCAUCACAGCUCUGUGCCUCUGCAAUACUUACCCAGACAAAUUGGCCACUCCUUACCAUCCUCUUGUUUGUCGCCACUACUACAAAAGCAACAGGACAGGUUCCACCCCAUUGGCCUAGGAUUGGCCGAAUCAAGGUUGUACCCUAGAGAAGGACAAGGGCUGAGGACAGGAUUGAACAGGAAACUGGAAUUGAGUAGAGUGGAGGCGGGCCAUUACAGCGAUGACUCCACGUUUCAGACCGGAUUGCCACGUCGAGCCUCGAGCCAACCAGAUGUCAAAUUCCAGCGACCCACACUUGCCUCAAACGCUGCUGCAUACGCAUCCGAGUAUCGCCCGCUUGGGUAUUAUCCACACCUCUCUCGACAGCAGGUUCCUUCCAGGCCCACCUACCUUCCCCUAAGUCCAGCCCCUUUCCCAGAAAGACCCACCUCUUUAUGCAUUCUUGGAACAGGCAGUUAUAGUGAUUCUGAUUCAGACACCUUCUACCCCUACUUUCCCUCACUGGGCAAAGUGGUACGUUCUGGUCCACUGGCACGCAUGCGCUUCUCUUCUGGAAGCCUUCAACUAGACGAAGAGGAUGGAGAGGAAGAGGACUUAGAUGGUCAGAACGAUGGGGAGAAUAAAGCUCUCAGCACUGUUAAGGUGGUGAAGUUGUAG
Myxocyprinus asiaticus (Chinese sucker) is the source of this 2178-nucleotide messenger RNA. Its product is annotated as FERM domain-containing protein 7. The transcript is spliced from 12 exons. NCBI's taxonomy places the organism in Eukaryota, Metazoa, Chordata, Actinopteri, Cypriniformes, Catostomidae. The coding region runs from base 1 to 2178 and encodes 725 amino acids. Gene Ontology annotation, cellular component: cytoskeleton. Gene Ontology annotation, molecular function: guanyl-nucleotide exchange factor activity. The record is from RefSeq and is a predicted model, not a curated record.